AUGAGAGAUUGUUCUAUUUGCUUCAGGCUUUAUCAGGUGCGGCAAAAGUUGUAUGAGCUACUUCUUAAUUGUAUUCCUCCAGAGAUCAUCUUGAAGAGGCUUCUUUAUGAGUUAUUGAAGAAGUUGGAUGCAGAGUUGAAGCACGAGGUCUGCCAUUGGGCUGCAUAUUAUGUAGGUAUUUUGGACGAAAAUGCAUAUUAUGAACAUAGGAUGCGUCUUGGGCAGAAAGCUAUAUUUCACCUUGAAGCGUUCGUGGCCAAGUUCAUGAGCAUUUAUAAGGGUUUCCUCAUUGCAGCAUUUGGUUGAGCACCAGACUGGCAUGAUUUCCUUGAAUCUAAAAUGUUACUUUGAACAUGAUGGCAAUGAAAUGUACAUGUGUCACUAUACAUUAUGGGAAGAUUUUGUAGCAGUCUCUUUUCUCUUUCAUUGUUUUUCCUUUUCUAUUUGAAAAUUGGCUGUACCUCCCGAAGUUAAGAUCUUUGCCUGGCCGUUUCUACAGAAUUGGCUAAAUACUACAGAAAAAGUUAGCCAAUUUCAUGGACAUCAGAUGUCCCCCAUCUGUAAUCAAAGUGAUGAACUUUUUAAUCAUCUCUGUUUGGAGUGA
This is a messenger RNA of Prunus dulcis (almond), 604 nucleotides long. Its product is annotated as replication factor C subunit 3-like. The transcript has 4 exons. Gene Ontology annotation, biological process: DNA replication. Gene Ontology annotation, molecular function: DNA binding. Lineage: Eukaryota; Viridiplantae; Streptophyta; Magnoliopsida; Rosales; Rosaceae. Bases 1 to 306 code for a protein of 101 amino acids. The record is from RefSeq and is a predicted model, not a curated record.